This is a messenger RNA of Lethenteron reissneri (Far Eastern brook lamprey), 3518 nucleotides long. RefSeq names its product xyloside xylosyltransferase 1 (gene XXYLT1). NCBI's taxonomy places the organism in Eukaryota, Metazoa, Chordata, Hyperoartia, Petromyzontiformes, Petromyzontidae. Gene Ontology annotation, molecular function: xylosyl alpha-1,3-xylosyltransferase activity. Gene Ontology annotation, biological process: protein O-linked glycosylation via N-acetylgalactosamine. The record is from RefSeq and is a predicted model, not a curated record. Gene Ontology annotation, cellular component: endoplasmic reticulum membrane.
GUGAGAGAGGGUGAGGUGUGAGAGGGUGAGGUGUGAGGGGGUGAGGUGUGAGAGAGGGUAAGUGUGAAGAGAGGGGAUUGCAUGCUUGUGAGGAGCGGUAGUGCAGCGGUUUUCGCGCUGCGUUACGAACCGGGCAACCCGAGUUCGAUUCCCGUUCACGCCUAACACCGGUGACAAUCUGAACCGGUCCUGGGCCUCGCCUAGGUUGACUCGGCCUCAAAUGAGUACAGCACCUGGGGCGCACCCAGACUGGCUUGCUCCAGAUGGGAAUUAGUCACUACGUGAGACGGGCCAUGGUGCGCGUGGUGUCAUCUCGCUGGUACCAGCUGCUGUGCCUCGCCAUUGCGUCGCUCGCCGUCUUUGGAUUCUACUACUUUGCCGGUGGGCAAGAGAGCUUCUCCAGCGCGACCCGCAAGCUCAUGCUGCAAGCCAACCACGGAAAGGCCGGCGGCGAUCAUGUCGGCAGCCACAGUGGGGGCCAAAGCGGCAUGCCUGUUGUUGGCGCUUCAAAGACCGAUGGACCCGUGUUGAAACCCCAAAUGGAUGAGCAGUUUCAAAAUGGCAAAAGCCGUGGUGAGGAUAACGUUCGCGUGCCUUUGGUUGAGGAACCUACUGGUUUUAAAACAAGUAAGGCACAGCAGUUGGGUCCCACAGAGUACCACGUGUUGAUGAUGUUCACCAAGGUGAACCAGAAACAUGAUCUCCAAGAAAAGUUCAAGAUAUUUAUGAAAUCAUUGGUGAUGCACUCACACUUUGAAGAGAACGAAUUACUUCAUAUGCACCUGGUCUGUGACGAGCCGAGCAGAGCCCUAGGGCAGAAGCUUCUCGAUGCGUUCCUCGGGAAGGCUUCCUUUCAUUCCAAGGUGACUGUGCAUGGUGUGGGACAGCUGGCUGAACAGCUGCAUCCCAUUGUGGAGCCAAUGCAGAGCCACUUCAGUGCUGGCUCCGGAUCUUACUUCAAUGAUGCCAUCUUUUUUAUGUCUGUUGCCAUGCACCUCUUUAUGCCACGAGAGAUGGAGCGAAUCGUGCAGCUGGAUCUGGACUUGAAGCUCAUGGCCAACAUUCGCCUCCUCUUCUCCGAGUUUGAUAAGUUUGGACCGGACGCUGUUAUCGGCAUCGCCCACGAGAUGCAGCCUGUGUACAGGCAUGCAUUUUGGCAGUACCGCAAGGACCACCCUGGCACACACGUUGGCGAGCCGCCCGCGGACGGCUUACCGGGCUUCAACAGUGGUGUCCUGCUCCUGGAUUUAGUUCGUAUGCGGAACUCAGCCAAAUACACGGAAGCCUUGACGCCGUCUGCUGUCAAGGACUUGGCGACCCGUUUCUCGUUUCGUGGCCACCUCGGUGACCAGGACUUCUUUACGGUAUUAGGGGCCGCAGAACCUCAUCUGUUCCACGUGCUGCCAUGCGGCUGGAACCGGCAGCUGUGCACAUGGUGGCGAGACCAUGGAUAUGCCGAUGUGUUUGAUAGGUACUUUGCGUGCGACCAACCGGUACGAAUAUACCACGGAAACUGCAACACUCCAAUCCCAGAUGAAUAGAUUCCACUUCUGAAAUGACGGCAGGCAGAGACGCAAGUUUCCUCGACCUCAGCUGCACUACUCAACUGCACUUAGGGGUGGUGACCUAGCUCAGCAGUAGCGUGUUCUCCGCUUGUUCCAUACGUUCAGUUCAAAUCCAGCGGCCUUCCUGAUUAAUACUGUAUUUGUAUUAAACAUAAACAUCCUAGACUUCUUCACAUUGGACGUUAAAGGUCAUAUGAUGUCGUGCGCAAGAGUUGGAAAAAUUUUUGCUGCCUUUACUCCAAAUUAGAAAACGUACCUGGAAACUACUCAUUUGGAAUAUAAAUAUAUAGCAGUCAUCACCCUCCACUUUGAAAACUUGCCAGGUUGCUCCUGAAAAGGAGUCCAUUGAUUGAGGCGUUCCUAUGUUUACCAGAAUAAUAAUACACUACUAUAGAGAAUUGUGGUAUUCUUAAUCUAUAUAAAAGGGAAAUUUGUGAUUGUGUAUCUGUUCAAAAUCUUUAGCGUACGUCCCGACAUGCAACAAACUUGAAAUUUGCCAUGUGGGUACUUUCCAGACUGUACACCAUGCAAAAAUUAUAAAAAUAGACUUUUGUAUUUUGGGGGGGGGACGGGAGGGGGGGUGCAAUAAUGCAUAUAUUUUGCACAGCACGUGAGCUGUGACGUCACAUCUAUCAUGUGACCCAUGUGCGGAAGCGUAACAGUGCGCCUGCUGAUCGCGGGUAAAGUGAAAUACAAAUGUGUUGCAGGUCUAAGGCGUUCUUCGCGCAGCAUUGCUUCAUUAUUUCGGUCGUUUACUGCCGUAUGCACCCUGAAAGUUGUGUGUGUCUGCUGCAAGCGUGUGUAUGUGUACCUAUGGACGCGCACGCGUUUGUGUUUGGGGAGCGGUAAUGUAGUGGUUAGCGCGCUGCGCUGCGCUACGAACCCGGCGACCCGAGUUUGAUUCCUGCUCAAGGCCACCACCGGUGACGAUUAUUUGAACCAGUCCUGGGCCUCCCCUAGGUCGACUCAGCCUCAAACGAGUAACUGGGGAGACAAAGGCGGCUGGGCAUCGUGAAUCCAAGUCCCGGGCGAAGCCGGGUAGUAAAUCUAGUGUAUAUAUAUUUCAUGCAAUAUUUGUGGACUCUGAAAUUCAUGAGGAAAUUCUCAAUGAAAUUGUAGCUCAAGUGCUACAUUUGUGCAUAUUCAUCGAUGUCAUUGUAUAAAUCUCAUAUACCGUUCUGUGUUCGUAUUUUUUUAUUUUAAUGUUGAAAAUGGGUUAUUAAUCAUGGUAACACCUGGGGUAGUUCAUUAGCCUGCUUCCAAGUAAUUGUAAAAUGUACAAGCAGAACUGAGUCAUCUUCCAGUUGAAUGAAAUAUUUUAAUGUAUUGAAUUUCCUUAAUUUACCGAAGUGGCAAAGCAACAAAUAUAUAUUUUAGAUUUUUUUAAACUAUUUCAUUUGACCGCAAAUUACAAAUGCAAACGUGUUUAACUAUCAUCAAUGUAAAGUAGCAUUCCCUGGGUAAGGAUUUAUAAUGGCUUUACACAGCUCCUAAACUGGAUUAACGUAUUUUACCAAGGUUUUUGACAAAUUACGGUGGUAAAUAUUAUUUCGUUUUUUUUUAUAAUAAACAAACACGUGCUCUUUUGUUUACAGCUCACGAACUUCCUAUUUGGAAUGUGUCCGUGUUAGAUGGAUUGGAGCUCUGCUCGGUCCGGCACAGCGAACACCUGAUUCUGAUUCUUUGAGUCCAACAAGAACUCUGUCGUUCACGAUCUAGAGUAAGAAUACGAACAAGUGCACUCUCGUUCAGACACAGCUACCUUAACCCUUUUCCGUUGCGAGAUGUCUGCAAGUUGCAGGGUGUGGGUCCCAUUAAUUGCUGAAUCUCACAACUCGCAAACGGUUUAGUGUUCAUUUUAUUUAGAGAGGCGUAGCGCUGUUUUAAAUACAUUGUUACUCACCUCAGAAAACUGUAGCAACACGACACACUCUGAUAGCUGGCAACAAACGG